CCCAGGCCAUGCAGGCAGUGGAUCAAGGAGAUGCCACAUGGAUAAGUGCUAUCACUACGAACAUUGACAGUCUACCACCUGAAGACAAGAGUGCAAGUAUAGGACCAUUGAGCAAGAAGGAGAUCGGUGAAGCGCAACGUCGGGACUCGGCCAUUAGAAAGGUGAUAGAGCUGAAAGAAGGGGGGAGGAAUCCCACUACCCGAGAGAGGCAAGACAACUCAAUUGGUACAAGAGAAUACAUGCGGGAGUGGAAAAAGCUGCAGAUCGAUGAUGAGGGCAUUCUCCGCCGGAGAGCUGGUCCAGUACUGCAAGUAGUGCUCCCGAAGGAAUAUAGAAACAUUGUGUACCAAGAACUACAUGACAAAAUGGGCCAUCUGGGAGCAGACAGGGUUGUCAGCCUGGCAAGACAACGGUUCUACUGGCCAAAGAUGCAGAGAGACAUAGUUGAAUACUGUACCUCCAAGUGUCAGUGCAUUAAGCGCCGGAAGCCAAACAUUCCAGACAAAGCCCCACUUACUAACAUCAUCACCACUGAGCCGCUACAACUGGUGUCCAUUGACUAUGUCCACCUUGAAAGGAGCAAAGGUGGCUACGAGUACAUUUUGGUGGUUGUGGACCAUUUCACACGGUUCGCUCAAGCAUAUGCAACCAGGAACAAGUCAGGGAGAACAGCGGCAGAGAAGCUCUUUAAUGACUUCAUUCCUAGAUUUGGGUACCCUCUCAAGAUUCACCAUGACCAGGGAGCAGAGUUUGAAAAUAGGUUGUUUCAACGCCUACAUCAGCUGAGUGGAGUGUCGCCCUCGAGAACAACUCCGUAUCACCCCCAGGGAAAUGGUCAGGUGGAGAGGUUUAAUCGGACUUUGCUAGCGAUGUUACGUGCUCUCCCAGAAUCCCAGAAAACAGAUUGGAAGGCGUCUCUUAACAAAGUGGUUCAUGCGUACAACUGCACCCGACAUGAGAGCACUGGGUAUUCGCCUCACUUUCUGUUGUAUGGACAUCACCCCCGCCUGCCAGUGGACCUUAUGUUCGGGAUUGAAGACAAGGAGAAUGAGGUUCAAUCAUAUCCUGAGUAUGCCAAGAAAUGGAAACGUGGCAUGCAGGAGGCCUACAGGAUUGCGAGUCAGCAUGCCAGGAAAACAGGUGCAAAAGGGAAGAAGCAGUACGACAGAAGGGUGCACGGUCUCAGUCUGUCCAGUGGUGACCGGGUCCUUGUUCGAACUAUGACGGACAGAGGAGGACCGGGCAAGUUGCGUUCCCACUGGGAGGACAAAGUCCACAUCAUUGUGAAGCAGAAGGGGAAAGAUAUUCCAGUGUAUGAGGUACGCCCAGAAUGCAGAGAAGGAAGGUCAAGAGUGUUGCAUAGAAAUAUGCUACUACCGUGUGACGGACUGCCUCUAGAGGUUCCAGUGGACAAACGAAGCAAAGAGAAAACACCUCAAAGAGAGGACAAGAGGAGUGAUAAUGAGGAAGAAGAACUUGCAGACAACAGAGUCGAAAUUGGAGCUGAACAAGAAGACCAGAGAGGAAGUACAGGUAGUGAAAGGGAUGAAGAAACUGAUGUUGAAGUUGAGUCUGAGGACCAGCCCUGUGUGUCUCAGGGUGCUGAGGAUGUUCCAGACCCAGCAGAAGUAGAAGAGAACAGACCAAGACGAAAUAGGAGACCACCACAGACUCUCACGUAUGAUGUAGGUGGCCAACCGGGCUACUUGAGAGUACCAACGGUGAACACAGUAAAUGCAGCAGAGUGGACUGUGGGGACACCAUGGCCACUGAACAUGUGGAACGCGGGAGCAGGGCAUCCUGGGCAAUUAUAUCAGUCGUGCCUUCACUGUGGACAGUUAAUACCGAUAAUUCGCAUGUACGCGCCCAGCUAAGGGGAUGGAGUACCUGUUAUUCGUGUGGACUGUGAACUGCUAUGGAUUAUUAUUCCAGUGGAUUACUAUUCUUGUGGAUUACCCGCUGUACCAGUGCCGCUGUGCCUGUGGAUUACCCGCUGAAUGAGAAGAGUCUCAUGGGACAAUUAUAUUGUGGACAGUAAAUGCAAGGUUAUUGUGGAAAAUCAUUCCAUAUUUGAGAGACAUGUAUGUUGGUUAUUUAUAGAUAACAAAGAGACUGAUGGAUUCCAGUUGUGUGGACUCUGCAGGACUUCCAGCUCAGAAUUUAGACCAGGCCUAAUGUUGUGUUAACUGUUCUAAAACAGUCAGUACGUUGGAGCUUCUGUUAGUAGCAGUGAAGCCAGUUUAUUGAAGAUGCUAUCUGUGCCAAAGUUAAAGGUGUUAUCAGUGCCAAGGUUAAAGAUGUUAUCGGUGCCAAAGCUAAAGAAAAAAAAAAAAAAAAGAGGCUAACGCAAAGGA
Messenger RNA from Branchiostoma floridae (Florida lancelet), 2354 nucleotides. RefSeq lists its product as uncharacterized. Gene Ontology annotation, molecular function: nucleic acid binding. The transcript is spliced from 2 exons. Bases 9 to 1874 code for a protein of 621 amino acids. Lineage: Eukaryota; Metazoa; Chordata; Leptocardii; Amphioxiformes; Branchiostomatidae. The record is from RefSeq and is a predicted model, not a curated record. Gene Ontology annotation, biological process: DNA integration.